AUUGCAAUAUUAACUCUUCCUUUCUUCUUUAUUUUUCUUGCAUUUACUAUUUCUGCCGUCCUUUUCAAUAACACGUAUGCACAAUUUAAUUAUCGAGAUGCACUCAGCAAGUCAAUCAUUUUUCUGGAGGCACAGAGAUCAGGAAAGCUUCCUCCCAACCACAGGCCUUCUUGGAGAGGAGAUUCUGCACUUCAAGAUGGAAAACUUGCCAACGUGGACCUCGUUGGAGGAUACUAUGAUGCAGGGGACAACGUAAAAUAUGGCCUUCCAAUGGCAUUUACCAUAACUACCUUAUCCUGGGCUGCAAUCUUCUACCAAUCAGAUAUCCAAGCAGCUGGAGAAUUGGCAAAUGUUCAUUCAGCCAUUAGAUGGGGCACUGAUUACUUACUGAAAGCUAGUUCUAGGAGAGACAGAUUGUUUGUGCAGGUAGGAGAUCCAGUUCAAGAUCAUCAAUGUUGGAUACGGCCAGAAAAUAUGAAAACUCCAAGAAAUGUAUUGCAAAUUGACCAAAGUGAUCCGGGAACGGAAAUUGCAGCAGAAACUGCAGCAGCAAUGGCAGCCGCUUCUGUUGUCUUUAGAUAUUCUGAUCAUGCCCAUUCUCGUCGCCUCCUUAAUAAAGCCAAAGCGCUUUUUAAGUUUGCCAAGACUUACAAGGGCACAUAUGAUGGAGAAUGCCCCUUCUAUUGCUCUUACUCGGGCUAUAACGAUGAGUUGCUUUGGGCAGCUACAUGGCUAUACGUCGCAACCAAGAGAUCUAUUUAUCUAGAAUACAUACAAGAAGAGGCCAUCACUGCAACCGUUAGUGAAUUUAGCUGGGACCUCAAAUUUGCAGGCGCCCAAGUUCUCCUAUCCCAAUUAUACUGGGAAGGCCACAAAGAUCUAAAGAACUUCAAGCAAGAGGCUGAUAGUUAUAUUUGCUCAGUACUUCCUGAUAGCCCCUAUCACCAGGUUUACUUCACUCCAGGUGGUCUGAUUCACCUGAGAGAUGGAGCAAAUGCACAAUAUGUAACUGGCACUGCUUUUCUGUUCAGUGUCUACAGUGAUUUAUUGUCCAUGCACAAGCAACAAGUCACUUGCGGAAAUAAAGCAUUCACUUCUUCCCAGCUCAUGGCUUUUGCUAAACAACAGAUGGAUUAUCUACUUGGGAAAAAUCCCAAGGGAAGAUCAUACAUGGUUGGGUUCGGUAACAAUCCACCAAGACAAGCCCACCACAGGGGUGCAUCUGUCCCAAGAAUGUCUUCUAGUGAAGUUGUUAGCUGCCCAAUGACCUUCGUCAACUGGUACAACAAAAAUGGACCAAAUCCUAAUGAGCUGACUGGGGCUAUUGUUGGGGGCCCUGAUCGGAAUGACAACUUUGUUGAUCAACGUGCAAGCUCAGCCAUGACAGAGCCCACAACAUACACAAAUUCUUUGGCCAUUGGGGUCCUUGCAAAGCUGGCUAAGCACCAUGCUGUUUCUUGAUCCAUUAGUCUAUGAAAUCACAAUUAGAUUGUGAGGGAGGAAUCUUCGACCUGUCCCAAAAUUCCAAAUUAAAGCAGAUUAGUAAGUCUGUUUUCUUGUACACAAUAGAUAUAUAUUUUUUGGUAGCUCGGGGGAUGUAGAUGUAGAGGUUGUCGAAAAGUCAUGGAAGCCGAAGCUUCCAGCU
Coffea eugenioides is the source of this 1645-nucleotide messenger RNA. Its product is annotated as endoglucanase 16. NCBI's taxonomy places the organism in Eukaryota, Viridiplantae, Streptophyta, Magnoliopsida, Gentianales, Rubiaceae. The record is from RefSeq and is a predicted model, not a curated record. Gene Ontology annotation, biological process: carbohydrate metabolic process. The transcript has 9 exons. The annotation marks the transcript as partial. Gene Ontology annotation, molecular function: hydrolase activity, hydrolyzing O-glycosyl compounds.